AUGAGUGGAGAACAGUCAGCUAGCAAUUCCAGCGAUAUAUUAGAUUCAAUAAAAAAUGUGAAAUUAUGUGCAGUUCGAGCUGUUGGAGAAGCAAAUGCUUUACCGAUGCGUGCUGAAGGUUAUGAACUGUAUGCAAGCUUUCCGGUGUAUGCCAAUCUUAUGUUGGAACAACAGAGAAGGAUUACUGUUAUGUUACGUGAAGUAUUGCAGAACGCGGGUUGUCGAAUUCCAUUACCAACAAGGAUAAGUGAUCUUGAUGAAUUCUUGGAUCGUAUUGUUGAGGCAAACGAUAGUAUCUGCGAACGAGCGGGUAUCUUACUUGAUUUGCUACAAAAAGCUAGACGUAUGGAAGAGGUGGUUGUACCACAGCAAAUUCUUGAUGCGGAAAGUACAGUUGCAUCUGAACAAACAUUAUUUGAGAGACAGGGACGUUAUGCUGCACUUUUACGACGUUUACCUGGAUAUAAGGAAAAAUUGUCAUCACCAGCGAUUACUACUGCAGUUCCUUUGCUGACAUCCAAGGAGAAACCGCAAAUUGUUUUUGGGAUUGAAGUUGAUAAUAGCUUUGCGGAAUUCAAGCCAAAACUAAAGGAAAAGCAUCAUGCUGUGGAAAAUUUCGUAAAGAAUUUACAAAUUGUUGACUGUGAUAAUGAUGGUAAUCAAAGUACUAUGUGGCACAACGAUCAGGGAACGAAUUUACAUCCUUAUCACAGUGAACUGAAUCAUUUUAAGAUUCCGGGAAGGCAGUUAACCAUCGGAGUAGUUGAACCGCUGAAGGCACUAUCGGACACUGAAUUGGUAUACGUUGAUACGCUAGAGAAGUUAAGAAGUUUACGAGAUGUUUUGAACAAGGAACAAGAAUUCAGUGUAGAUCUUGAGCAUAAUGCGCAACGUUCAUUCCUUGGAUUAACUUGUCUGAUGCAAAUUUCAACACGUCAGAUGGAUUACAUUAUUGAUCCUUUUCCAUUAUGGAACGAUAUGCAUAUCCUAAAUGAGCCAUUUACGGAUCCAAACAUAUUGAAGGUUUUUCACGGGGCAGAUUCGGAUAUUGUUUGGUUGCAACGAGAUUUUGGCAUUUAUGUUGUUAAUAUGUUUGACACAUAUAAAGCAAUGAGAGUGCUUAAUUUUUCAAAAUUUUCUUACCAACAUUUGGUCCAAACUUGUUGCAACCACACUUUAGAUAAGAAGUUUCAAAAAGCUGAUUGGCGUUUAAGGCCACUUACGAUUGCUCAUAAGACAUACGCUAGAAGUGAUACUCAUUAUCUGUUACACUGUUAUGAUCAACUUCGUAAAAGACUUCUCAGUCAGGAAAAUGCUGCUAACAAUCUUCUCGAAUUUGUUUACAAUGAAUCUGCUCAAACUUGUCUUACUGUUUAUAAAAAGCCGAAGUUUGAAAGUGAUGGAUAUGAAAAAUUAUUGGUAGGAAGGAAACCCCUGAAUUCUCGUCAGCAGUUUGCUUUGGCAGCUUUGUGGAAAUGGCGUGAUGAGCGCGCAAGAACGGAUGAUGAAAGUCCUCAGUAUGUCUUGCCGUGUCACAUGAUGCUACAGAUUGCUGAGGUACUUCCUCGGGAAAUGCAAGGCAUUCUGGCAUGUUGUAGUCCUGUUCCAGUGCAUGUUAAGCAAGAAUUACAUAUUUUACAUCAAAUCAUUAAUACAUCACGCGAUCAACCACUUGUAAAACGUCCAAUUUAUGCACCAAAUAUUGGUUCGUUGACAUUAGAAGGUGUCACAUCGCAACUGAAUAAAAUGAAUGCAGUUAAAGCAAUGCUAAGGUGUCAUUUGGAUUUUUCAUCAACCAAAUAUAAUGAAGAAAUUCGUGACAUUGUUACACAACAUGAUGACAAAGUGAAGUGUGAAAACGGUGCAACAACAGGUAGUGGUGAUGGCUUCCUUUCAACAGAACUUUAUACAAUUGGUGAAGAUAAUGAAAUGGAAAGUGAACGUUUAACUAAAGUUAUGGAAAAAUUGGAAGACUGGGCAACUCCUUAUGAGUGCUAUCGGAUUGCUAUAAUUGAGCAAAGUUCGAAGGCAAACAGCGAGUGUAAAGAGAAGAACGAAAAAACAGCGAAAAGGGAACAAAGUGCUCCAGAAGAAAAGAAAUUAUGGUCGCAUCUUGAUUCCACUACAAAUAAUCCAGGAUUUACUGAAGAAAAAAUGGCAGCCAGUGAAUUGCAAAUGGAAAGUGAAAAGAGAAAAAAUGCUGAAGAAGAGAUGAAUAUUUACGAGGAAAUGACCUUAACAAAAAAUGAGUUAAAGAAAAGGAGAAAACGAGGCGCAGGUGAAAUUAAUAUCGCAUUGAUGAACGAUGUAAGUGAAAUACAAAAAAGCAGUGUAGAAGCUGUGGGGAAACGAGGUCGAAAAAAUAAUUGGACCGAUGCAGGGGAAAAGUGUGAUCAACGAGUUGACUACAGUACCUUUAAUCCUGAUAUUUUCAAUAAAAACGCUGUACCAAUUUCGGAAACAUAUGAUCCAUUCAAACAGUGGAGACGUGGAAGAUCGAAACCUCAACGUGGCCGCCGAGUGCAGAGGGGGCGUAAACUGUGA
Messenger RNA from Brugia malayi, 2544 nucleotides. It is a transcript of the gene Bma-crn-3, whose product is annotated as 3-5 exonuclease family protein. The record is from RefSeq and is a predicted model, not a curated record. Lineage: Eukaryota; Metazoa; Nematoda; Chromadorea; Rhabditida; Onchocercidae. The coding region runs from base 1 to 2544 and encodes 847 amino acids. Gene Ontology annotation, cellular component: nuclear exosome (RNase complex); nucleolus. Gene Ontology annotation, molecular function: nucleic acid binding; nucleotide binding; 3'-5'-RNA exonuclease activity. The transcript is spliced from 16 exons. Gene Ontology annotation, biological process: nuclear polyadenylation-dependent snRNA catabolic process; nuclear polyadenylation-dependent snoRNA catabolic process; poly(A)-dependent snoRNA 3'-end processing.